CCGAGAAACUUUGGCGGGCGGCGGCGCGGCUGCCGAGCUCCCCCGCGCGGCGAGCUCUGCUGCGGGGAGGCGCUCGCCCCGCGCAGCGCUGCCUGUGCGUGCGGGAACAGCCCCCGCAUCCCAAGCGGACUCUGGAGCGGGCGGCAGCGCGCGUCUCGCAGGCGGCGGCGUCCAGCGCCCGGGCCGGGCUGCGCGGCCAGCCCCGAGGGCUGCGGCGCCAGGGACGCGCGGGGCCAGCGCCCCGCCGCCGCCUGCUGCCGCGAGGUCAUUUGGAUCCUCGCGUGCCAGCCGCUGCGGACUUUCCCCACUCCCCAUCUGGAUGGGAAGUUGGGGAAGAUGGACAAGAUGGACAGGGUCGUGUUGGGGUGGACCGCUGUUUUCUGGUUAACAGCCGUGGUGGAAGGCCUCCAGGUCUCGGUGCCUGACAAGAAGAAGGUGGCCAUGCUCUUCCAGCCCACUGUGCUUAGAUGCCACUUCUCCACAUCUUCCCAUCAGCCUGCCGUGGUUCAGUGGAAAUUCAAAUCCUACUGCCAGGAUCGUAUGGGAGAAUCCUUGGGCAUGUCCUCUCCCAGGGCCCAAGCCCUCAGCAAGAGGAACCUGGAAUGGGACCCCUACGUGGACUGUUUAGACAGCAGAAGGACCGUUCGAGUGGUAGCCUCCAAACAGGGAUCGACUGUUACCUUGGGAGACUUCUACAGGGGCAGAGAGAUCACGAUAGUUCAUGAUGCAGAUCUUCAGAUUGGAAAGCUCAUGUGGGGAGACAGUGGCCUCUAUUACUGCAUCAUCACCACCCCAGAUGACCUGGAAGGCAAAAAUGAGGACUCCGUGGAACUUCUGGUGUUGGGCAGGACAGGGCUGCUUGCUGAUCUCUUGCCCAGUUUUGCUGUGGAGAUUAUGCCAGAGUGGGUGUUUGUCGGCCUGGUGAUCCUGGGGAUCUUCCUCUUCUUCGUGCUGGUGGGGAUCUGCUGGUGUCAAUGCUGCCCUCACAGCUGCUGCUGCUAUGUCCGAUGCCCGUGCUGCCCAGAUUCCUGCUGCUGCCCUCAGGCCUUGUAUGAAGCAGGGAAAGCUGCCAAGUCCGGGUACCCUCCCUCUGUCUCCGGUGUCCCAGGCCCUUACUCCAUCCCCUCUGUCCCUUUGGGAGGAGCCCCCUCUUCUGGCAUGCUGAUGGACAAGCCGCAUCCACCUCCCUUGGCACCAAGUGACCCCACUGGAGGAAGCCACAGUGUUCGCAAAGGUUACCGGAUCCAAGCUGACAAAGAGAGAGACUCCAUGAAGGUCCUGUACUAUGUCGAGAAGGAGCUGGCUCAGUUUGACCCAGCCAGAAGGAUGAGAGGCAGAUAUAACAACACCAUCUCAGAACUCAGCUCCCUGCAUGAUGAUGACAACAAUUUCCGUCAGUCUUACCACCAGAUGCGGAGCAAGCAGUUCCCCAUAUCCGGGGACUUGGAGAGCAACCCUGAUUAUUGGUCAGGUGUCAUGGGAGGCAACAGUGGGACCAACCGGGGGCCAGCCCUGGAAUAUAACAAAGAGGACCGAGAGAGCUUCAGGCACAGCCAGCCGCGCUCCAAAUCCGAGAUGCUGUCACGGAAGAACUUUGCCACAGGCGUGCCAGCUGUGUCAAUGGACGAGUUGGCAGCCUUCGCAGACUCCUACGGCCAGCGGUCGCGACGUGCCAAUGGCAACAACCACGAGGCGCGGGCGGGCAGCCGCUUCGAGCGCUCGGAGUCGCGGGCCCAUGGCACCUUCUACCAAGAUGGUUCGCUGGACGAGUACUACGGGCGCGGGCGGAGUCGCGAACCUCCGGGAGACGGGGAACGCGGCUGGGCUUACAGUCCUGCGCGUCGCCGGCCGCCCGAGGAUGCUCCGUUGCCGCGCCUGGUGAGCCGGACCCCGGGCACCGCGCCCAAGUACGACCAUUCGUACCUGAGCAGCAUGCUGGAGCGUCAGGGGCGAGCCGAGAACACCAGCCGCGGUGGCAGCCUGGAGACACCAUCCAAGUUGGGGGCUCAGCUCGGUCCGCGCAGUGCGUCCUACUAUGCUUGGUCGCCGCCUGCCACUUACAAGCCGGGGACCAGCGAGGGUGAAGAUGAUGACGAAGCCGCAGAUGAUGAUGCACUGCCACCCUACAGCGAGCUGGAGCUGAGCCGGGGACCUUCCUACCGCAGCCGCGACCUGCCCUUCCACAGCAACUCAGAAAAGAGGAGGAAAAAGGAGCCCGCCAAGAAAACCAAUGACUUUCCAACCAGGAUGUCCCUUGUGGUCUGAUGGUUUCAAGACACAUCUCUGGAUCACUAGAAAUCAGACACAGACUUCGGGAAGAGACACAAAUCUGAGAGCCAGCAAGCCUAGGACCUUCUCUGGCCAGCAACCACCUUGGAAGAUUUGCUGAUCUCUGCUCUGGCAAGGAAUAGGAGGCACCCUGUAAGGAGGCUAAUUCCAAAUCCUAGUGCUCAUCUAGCUUGAGAAACUUACCGAGAAAACAAUGAUGUGUGAGAAUAUACCACAUAAUAACCUUGCCUAACCCCCCCCCAUUUCCUUAGCAGAAUCAAGACUCUGUGUCCAGUUCUGAAACAGGUAGUUUUGGACCCCUGACUUCUAGAAAUUACCUAUGCCUGUGGUUGUUUUUCUACAAGUGCUGUUUGUUCUGUGCUUAGAGGCAGAAGAAU
Phodopus roborovskii (desert hamster) is the source of this 2666-nucleotide messenger RNA. RefSeq names its product immunoglobulin like domain containing receptor 2 (gene Ildr2). The annotation marks the transcript as partial. Gene Ontology annotation, biological process: pancreas development. The transcript has 10 exons. The record is from RefSeq and is a predicted model, not a curated record. Gene Ontology annotation, cellular component: membrane. NCBI's taxonomy places the organism in Eukaryota, Metazoa, Chordata, Mammalia, Rodentia, Cricetidae.